AGGGAAAUCGCUAUGGCGAAAGAGAGCAAGAAACGACAAUUGAUACGUCAGAGAUUAGCGAGUGCUAAAUCUGAGGAGAACUUGGUGGAUGGCUGCACCGAUGGUGAGGAGUACGCGAGUGGCCUGGACGAGGCGCUCAAAGCUUUAUCGUGGUGA
This is a messenger RNA of Lymnaea stagnalis (great pond snail), 156 nucleotides long. NCBI's taxonomy places the organism in Eukaryota, Metazoa, Mollusca, Gastropoda, Lymnaeidae. The record is from the annotation of a GenBank genome assembly.